AUGAUGGCAUUCCUAAAUCUUCCCAAUGAGGUCCUAAUCCAGUGUAUUGAGUCUGCCGCGAGCACUGGAGACAUCUGCGCUUGGACUCGUGUCAGUAGAAGACUUUAUCAUCUCGCAAAUGACAUUCUGUAUGACUUCAACAUCAAAAACGACGGAGGCAGUGCCCUUUGUUGGGCAGCAAAACAUGGACAUGAAACCACGGUGCGAAUGAUGCUGGACCGAAAAGUAAACCCCAACAUCAAUCUUUUUCGGGAAUAUGACCGUUUUAGAUCCCUUUCGUCGAUGAUUGGACCUACUCCACUUUAUGAAGCGGCUUCUGAAGGCCAUGUAUCCGUCGUGAGGUUGUUGCUCGCAAAAGGAGCAGACCCUCAUAUAAAGACAUUGACGCGAGACCUGUUAGGAUACCAAUAUAAGCCUUCGAGUGAAUUGACGAAACCUGGGCGGUACAUCGUCUCUGGCUCUACACCACUUCAUGUGGUCGCCGCAAACAAUCAUCUUGAGGUUGCAGAGGCUUUACUCCAAGCUGGAGCUGAUCCUGAAGCCAAAACUUCGAUGCGUGAAAAUGCUCUUUUCUGCGCACUUCGCCUAAAACAUGAGAAAAUGGCACAGCUAAUAGCCAGUCAUUCAAAGAACCCAAAUGAUGUCUUUCGAAACCCCUGGGAUCGCGAAACUCCCCUUCAUCUCGCGUGCUCGGGGAAGCUCUGGAAUACGGCUCGAUUUUUGAUUAGUAAAGGUGCAAAUGUCAAUGCCGUUGACUGGGCCGGCCUCACCCCUCUCCAUUCUGCGCUAACGCCAGCUGACCCAUCGCGAUCCAACGACUGGCUCAACUGGAAUGAGUGGGAAGAACCUACUAUAGCUCCUGACCCUUUGGACGUCUUCAAGACAGUGCAGCUUUUGCUGUACCAUAAAGCCAUUCCCGAUCUCAAAACGAAUCGGUACCGUAAAGCUUGUUAUCUGGGCGUAAACCACGAAUACGCUCGAGUCCGAACACUAUUCUCAGCCUAUGCCAAAGACUAUGCUGAACAAUCCGUCCGGCCGAAGAAACUUAGGACUCAAGUAGGUCAUAAAUGGCACCCAAAUUCCAACAGCCCCAGAAGCCUACGUCAACACACGGAACAACCAAGACGCACCCGCCAAAAGGCCAAACAAUCCCAUGAAAAUGGCGGUCCAGCAGAGAUCACAGCAGAAGAUCUCUCGAACGAGCCUUCGAAACCGGCGAGGCGAGAUGCUGUAUGGUCGACCAAGGGUACCAAACAGCUUAUCGCUGGCUUCAAGGGUGAUAUCGUGCCAGUCAAUCCCUUGUCCAGAGAAAUAGGGAUAGGAUCAAGCGAUCGGCUUCCUCAAAAGCUGUGGUCAGAAGUUGCGGAGAAAGAUGGGAGCUUUUUGCAAAAAGGGGAAGAUCAGGAUCAUGUUGAGAGCGUCCAGGAAGAGGGAACGGCGUUGGGACCUAGGAAGGGAAAGGGUAGGAAGAAGUGGCAGCCCUUAGUGUUGUAA
Bacidia gigantensis is the source of this 1494-nucleotide messenger RNA. RefSeq lists its product as uncharacterized. Lineage: Eukaryota; Fungi; Ascomycota; Lecanoromycetes; Lecanorales; Ramalinaceae. The transcript has a single exon. Gene Ontology annotation, molecular function: protein binding. The coding region runs from base 1 to 1494 and encodes 497 amino acids. The record is from RefSeq and is a predicted model, not a curated record.